This is a messenger RNA of Aegilops tauschii subsp. strangulata, 732 nucleotides long. The record is from RefSeq and is a predicted model, not a curated record. Lineage: Eukaryota; Viridiplantae; Streptophyta; Magnoliopsida; Poales; Poaceae.
GCCCCGUUUCCCCACCAAUUCCCCACCCCACCUCGCUCCCCCAACGUCGGCAGCCGGAGCGCCAUGGCUGAACCCAACUCGUACGAGGAGCAGCGCAGGAGGCAGGUGGAGGAGAACAAGCGGAAGCUGGAGGAGCUGUGCCUGCACCGCCUCUCCGCCGCCGUCAAGCCCAUGCCGACCAAGCAGCUGAAGUUGCGGAAGGCUGCCGCGCCACCAGCACUGACCCAGCGGUCCGGCCGCGUCGCCAGUCUUCUCAGGCAACCUGAUUACCGCAACAUCAGUAUCCUGAGCGGAACAUAUGUCAGUAAGACAUUACCACCUGAUCUAGUGUACGUGGCUGAGGAAGCGAGGGCCUACGCCUUCAGCAAGGCCAAAGAGCUCAAGAACCAGCUGUGCUCUGACCACCCCUCUUUCAUCAAGCCCAUCUCCAAUUAUGCUGCCACAAGUUCCUGGCUGAACAUCCGGUCACAGGUCAAUAAGAGGUAUCUCACGUGGAGUGAUGAGAUGGUCUUUCUGGUGGAUGAAGAGGAUGGCGAGUUUCACAUGCCUUACCAUGCGCUAAGUGGUUCCUUCGGCAAUGGAUGGAAAUGGUUCGCCAUUGGUCACAAGCUGGCUGAUGGUGAUUGCUUGGUGUUCCAUCUAGUUGAGAAGACAAAGUUCAAGGUUUACAUAAUUAGAGCAAGUUCCUAUUACGAAAAGGACCUGUUGACGCCUUUAGCUCAACCAUUGUGA